CUCGUUUCCGCCCGCCGUCAUAAUAUUGCGACUCCUCGACCUCCAUUAGCGUUGACGCCCACUCCCUCCCUUUCACCUAAUACUCUCUUCGAGUCUUCUGCCUCCUCCGCCAAAUACCUCCGCUCCUUACCUUCUUCUCUUCUCACCACCAGAUACCCCUAAUCCACCAUGUCCGCCGAAAAGGAGUUGAAGCUUGACCCCAAGUACGACGACUAUGACUUCCCCUACAUCAGUCCCACCGACUUGAGCGGCCACCCAGGCCACACCACUCCCGAGCAGGACGCCCAGGUCGUCCAGCUCCGCGAGGCCCUCACCAAGGAUGGCUUCACCGACAGGCUGGAUACCCUGACUAUGCUGCGCUUCCUGCGCGCGCGCAAGUUCAACAUCGACAAUGCCAAGGCCAUGUUCGUCGACUGCGAGAAGUGGAGGAAAGAGUUCGGCGGCGGUGUCGACCAGCUCGUCAACAACUUCGAGUACCCCGAGAAGGCCCAGGUCUUCGAGUAUUACCCGCAAUACUACCACAAGACGGACAAGGAUGGCCGUCCCGUCUACAUUGAGCAGCUCGGCAAGAUCGACCUGAACGCCCUCUACAAGAUCACGAGCGCCGACCGCAUGCUUCAGAACCUUGUCGUCGAGUACGAGAAGCUCGCUGACCCCCGUCUGCCCGCCUGCUCUCGCAAGGCCGGCAAGCUCAUGGAGACCUGCUGCACCAUCAUGGACCUGAAGGGCGUCGGUAUCUCCAAGGCCAGCUCCGUCUACGGCUACGUCCAGCAGGCGUCUGCCAUCUCCCAGAACUACUACCCCGAGCGUCUGGGCAAGCUCUACAUCAUCAACGCCCCCUGGGGUUUCUCGGGUAUCUUCAGCGUCAUCAAGCGCUUCCUCGACCCCGUUACCGUCAGCAAGAUCCACGUUCUCGGCUCCGGCUACGAGAAGGAGCUGCUCGCCCAGGUCCCCAAGGAGAACCUGCCCAAGCUGUUCGGUGGCUCUUGCGACUGCGCUGGUGGCUGCGCCUUCAGCGACCAGGGCCCGUGGCAGGAGGCCGAGUGGUCCAAGACCCCCAAGUGGGCGCAGAAGAAGGACAACUCUGCCGCCAUCCAGGACAACCCCACUCUCACCCAGGCCGGUGCCACGACUGAGGGUGCCGCUGUUCCCGCGGGCAGUGCCCCCGGUGUUGAGGCGGAGGCUGCUGCUGCGGCCGCUCCUGCUCCGCAGUAAGCUAGUUUUUCAACCUAGUCUCAUGCAUCGGUGUUUCGGGGGUCGGGUGGUCAUAGACAGAGGAGCGUGCUUAUCGAGGAUUAUUACAUUAUUCAUGCACACAUUGCCGCGUAGAUGGAUGGGAUGAGCGCGGCCGGGUCUUGGAUUGCUGAAAUGUGCUAGCAAAACUACAUACAAAUUAUCGGUCUAGUGCAGGUGAAGAUACCUGCGACCAAAUGGACUCUUUUACAAUAUUCCUGUGUACAUCGGGACAAAUGCCCGCAUCAAAAUCGCUUUUAAUGUCAAGUAUUUCGUAC
Messenger RNA from Aplosporella prunicola CBS 121167, 1511 nucleotides. RefSeq lists its product as uncharacterized. The transcript is spliced from 4 exons. The record is from RefSeq and is a predicted model, not a curated record. The coding region runs from base 169 to 1215 and encodes 348 amino acids. Lineage: Eukaryota; Fungi; Ascomycota; Dothideomycetes; Botryosphaeriales; Aplosporellaceae.